AUUCAAACCGAUGUUUUCAUACACCGUCUCCUAGGCGACCCAACUUGUAAUACCAAACAAUCAUCCAGGUGUGCAAAAUGAGUGACUUUAACAAAAAAUUUAUAAUAAAAGCCUCAGAGUAUCACUUGGGUACUUCAUUGUCUGAAGAAACUUGGGAUAAAGACAUAAUUGGGAUCACUGAUGUGGAAAACUUCCUACACACCGAAGACAAAUUAACACUUUACGCCUUCGUUGAGGAAAAAAAUGACCGAAAAAGUAUCAAAUUUGUCGAGCAAAUCACAAGCAACGAUACCAAAAUUGUCGUCUUCACUAAAAUCACACCGACUGUUUUAACUGAAGAAAACAUUUUUUCUUGUCUGCAAAUCACUUCAGUCAAAGGACCACCAACUUUAGCUCUAUACCACACUCUAACUAAAGUGUUUACGCCACUCUUAACACAGGGAACUCCCCCAGAAAUUCAACGUCACGUUGCAAAUUUACAGGCAGAUUUAAGAUCGUCAAUUUUAUCAACAACGAAUGAUGCUGAUUUGACAGGUUCAGAUCCAGUUUCACUAUAUGUCGUCGAAUCAGUCGAGAAUGAAGUGGAAUAUUGGGAUAAUGUUUCCCGUUCAGCGAAAAAUAGGCUUACCCGUAGUAAUGCUGGGUCUUUUUCUGAAAUCCUGAAACGAAUUUCUAAGGAAUUCAGCAUCCUUGAUGCAUUGCCUUUGAACGAAGUUGAAGAAAUCUUGGAAAACGCACAUGGCAUUUUAGACGACUUAUGGCGCCACGAGCCAGCCCCAUAUCCUGCAGAAAGAAUUAUUCACCUCAUGGAUAUAAUAGCCGGGGACAUAAAACGUUGCGUGUCGAAACAGUUAUCCGAGUGUGACGUUUGGGGUGAUAAUUAUAAAACAGUAGCGGAAGUUUUGCUACAAUGUAUUUCAAUAGGGGAACGUUGGCUCGAAAGCUGUAAACAAUUGACUGAAAUAUACUGGCCGAAUUAUCCUUCGAAUAUGUGGAAAGAUGAAAUGUAUCAACCCUCAGAUUUAAUCAAACUCGUUGAGCGCCUACAAAAAAUUUUGAGCGUUCAAACUCUUUUAAGGCAACUGACACGAUUAUUAAAUUCACAAGAACAAGAAGAAUUGAAAACUAACGAAAUGUUCAAGCCAUUCAAAAACCUUAGUAUCCUCGAGUUUGGUCAGUACUCUUCAAAUUUAUGGCUAAAAGCUUGCGAACAAUUCGAACGCUUACUCCAGCCAGCUGAAGAAAGAGUUGCAGCCAAACUAAAAAAACACUUGGUAGACAGUGACAAUCCUCGACAACUUCUUCACGAAUUCACAAGAUACUCGGAGUUGAUUGGAAGACCGAUUUUAAAACAAACUCUUCUCUCUGAACGCCAACACUUACUAAACUCACUCUACGACUACGUUAGACAUCUCCAAUCACAAAAUACUUCUGAAAAUAACUUAAAUAUUAAAUAUGACACUCCACAAGUCGUGGCUGAAGUAAUUAUGACCAAACAAUUGGAAGCGAAAGCUAAUGAAGUGUUACAAACUUCGGAAAAAUUAUUACAAGAUUUAAAUGGUUACGAAAAUUUGAAACAGAUAGUGAGCGAAUUACUCAAAGAUCUGAGACAGCAGCAUACCGAACUGUUUGAAUCCUGGACACGAGAAAUCAGUUCUUUGAUCAAAAAAGGUAUUUUAGAUUUGAAAGAGUCGGAACCUGUUGUCCAAUUUUCGCAAGAGAGCAAACUUAUGAAAGUUAAUUAUUCGGAUCGUUUGGUUACUCUUAUUUCGGAAGUUAGACAAUUUAAAGCUUUGGGUUAUCAGAUUCCAAACCAUAUCGAUGAAACUAGUGAACAAGCAAAGAAAUUUAUGAAGUUGGCGCGUACUCUAGAACAGAUCGCAAAUUUUCAUAAUACAAUCGGAAGUAGAAUGAUUAUUUGUCAACGCCCUAUGAUGCUAUCCAGUGCUUUAGAAUUGUCUCGUUUGGUACAAGAGGAAGAAGUAGUUUCGUGGAAAAAUACAAAAUCGGUGGAAAAAUAUGUUGAGACACUCAAGAAUGCCGUAGAAAAAUUAUCAAAAGAGAAUAAUCUUUUAGCAUCUUAUUAUUACCAAAUUAUGGAUAAAACUAAAUAUUUGGAGGAUGUUGAUUUAAUCAAAGAUUACAGUAAAUGGAAGGAGGCAAUAAGGAACAUGCGAAAUAUCAUGUUACAAGUUGAAGAGAAAGGUUUCAAAAACAUGCAGACUUGGAAAGCGGAUGUUGAUUCAAAUCUCUGUCAGGUCCUAGAAAAACAAUAUCUUAAGAGUUUGGACACGCUUCAUCUCUAUUUGCCUGAAAUUUACACCGACAUCGUAUAUAGAAAAUCGGAAUUACAGUUUUCGCCCGAUAAAACAGUCUUGAUGGAAAAAUAUCAGCAACAAUUGAAACGAUUUUUGGACAUUCCUAAGUCAUUUAAAGGCGUUUCUGAUUUACCUGACGUGACAAUUUUUUCCGAAAUUAUCGAUCAGAAUCAAAAUCAAGUAGAAAAAGUCAAUAAACACACUUUGGAACUUUUUGAACAACUUGACAAUGUUUUAAAGCAUUGGCAAUCGUGGCUUCAGUUGGACUCUCUUGAUGUUCAAAAAUUAAGCACUUGGCAACAUUGGGAUUUACAUUUUAGGGCAUCUAAAACGUUUGGGCAGGAAAUCGCAAAAUUGCCGAGUACCGAGGAACGAAUUGGAUGUUUUUUGAUCGGACUUUCAAGAUUGCGUUCCGAUUUAGAGUCUCAUAAUCGAAGUUAUUGGGAUCAAUUAGUCUUCUCUCUUAAAGAUUCAAUAGCACAAGAUGUUGUCAAGUUACAAAAUUACGUUGACCCCUCUACUGCAGUUUUGACAAGACAACCAGUCACUGUUGAGGAAAUUGGAGAGUCGGGAGCUGCACAUGCUAACAUUUUGAAACAAGCAGCAGAAAUGGAAGAGUGUUACAAUCAAAUGAUUCAAAAAUCGCAAACUUUAUCCAGUUGGACGAGAGAACAAGUCGAUGCAGUGAAUCGGCUUAAAGGUGCGUGGGAAAGGCUUCAAAGCCUCUUAGAAAACCAUCAACACAUCAUUGCCAAACAAAUGGAAACUAUUAAAACAACCCUAAAUAUUGAAAGCGAAAAUUUGGAAAAAGAAAUGGAAAGGUUUGCAGCAAAAUGGGAACAGGUUAAGCCUAAACCACAUACUGGGCAAAUUUCCGACCAGACUUUAGACGAAUUGUACAAACAGUUGAUGAGUAUCAAAGAAAAAAAAGUACAAUGGCAGGACUUGACGGAAAAGAAAGAAAAAUUGUUCAGUGAUUAUGAAAAAUUUAAUAUUGAGAAGCCACAAUUAGAGCUAAUGAAAGAAAUCGAAGCCGAUUUAAAGAAAGAGGAAGAUUCGUGGACACUGUUUGAGGAGUUUUACAACGAGCUUGAAACAAUGACUAGUGAGGAUUGGAUAGUGUUCAGGAAAAAGUUGUACCGUUUUGAAGACUUCCUAUAUAACUGGCAAACAAAAUUAAAAAAUACUAGUAAUGGAAAUGCUCUACAAGUAAAAAUUUUGCACGAAAUACAGAAAUUUGAAGGUAUUGCGGGGUCUCUGAAGUAUGUAAGAGGAGAAGAUUUUACAGAGAAACAUUGGAUGGAUGUAUUUAAUCUACUCGAAAUGCCUCUGAAACCUUUAGACAAUUUAAAAUUCAAAAACUUUCUUGAUGUGUCAGACAAGUUGACUGCGUUAGUUAAAGAAUUACAAGUGAUUUGUAAAAAAGCAGCAAGUGAGAUAGUUGUACGCCAAGCUUUAGCUGAGCUUGACCAAUGGGAUGUUCAAGCCAGAUUUAUCCUAACAUCCCAUACAGAUUCCCGGAAUAAAAACAUCAUGUUGGUCAAAGACUUCAAAGAGAUUUUGAGCAAGAUCGGGGACAAUCAGAGUUUGUUACAAUCGGUAAAAAAUUCUGCGGAUUAUGACAGUUACUCAGAAAGGGCAAGUCUUUGGGAAAAUAAAUUAGCAAUGUUAGAUCAGAAUCUCUCACUCUUGGCACAAAUCCAGCGAAAAUGGGUUUAUCUGGAACCGAUUUUCGGCGGCGGUACCUUAAUUCAAGAAAAAACCCGAUUUGACAAAAUCGAUAAAGAUUUCCAUCACGUAUUAGUGUUUAUUGAAAGAGACCCUCGAGUGUCUUCUUUGUGCAGAUACCAAAAUUUGAGUGUAACAUUAAAAAAUCUCGAGGAUCAGUUAAAUCGGUGUCAAAAAAGUUUGGACAGUUUCCUUUUGGAAAAACGAAAUAAAUUCCCUCGUUUCCUUUUCCUCGGCGACGACGAUUUGUUAGAGGUGGUAGGUCAAUCGUCGAAAGAACAGGUCAUUCAAACCCAUCUCAAAAAAUUAUUUGCUGGCAUAAAUAGUAUUCAAUUGGAUAGUGAGAGUAAAAAAAUUACUGCAAUGUGUUCGCUACAGGGCGAAAUUGUCCCUUUAUUAAACCCUGUCAGUAUAAAUAGACCAGUUGAAGACUGGUUGAACUCUCUGGUAAAAGAGAUGCAAUCGACUUUGAAAGAACUUUUGGUUGAGUGUCUCGCCGAAGGCCAAAAUGCUGAUCCUCUAAAAUACCCUUCACAAGUCUUAUGUCUCGCAGACAACAUCACUUUUACACUAAAAACUGAACAAGCAAUAGCUAACAUGACCUUACCACCCGUACUUGCUUAUUACAAAGCACAACUGACUCACUUUAGUUCACUUGAAUUGACAGCAAGUGAAGAAACAGCUUUUGCGUCAUUAUCUGCUGAUAAAAACAACGAAAGUAAUAUUCUUGAAUUAAAAUUGAAAGCUUUACUUUUGGAUACGAUUCACCACAUUGACGUUCUUGGAGAACUUCUAGAUGUAAAUGCUACCAAAACAACAGACUGGGUUUGGCAAAAACAACUGAGAUUCUACUCAAACUCUUUGGGUGAAAUAACCGUUAAAAUGGCAAACGCUCGCAUGGACUAUGCCUACGAGUAUUUAGGAAAUAUGCCAAAAUUGGUACGAACGCCUCUAACAGAUCGAUGUUUCCUGACUCUAACUCAAGGAAUGCACUUGGGAAUGGGUGGCAAUCCUUAUGGUCCCGCGGGAACUGGGAAAACCGAGUCCGUCAAAGCGCUAGGAGGGCUCCUCGGACGACAAGUCCUAGUUUUUAACUGUGAUGAAGGCAUAGACGCGUCUUCAAUGGGUCGCAUUUUGUCAGGACUUGUCAGGAGUGGGGCUUGGGGGUGUUUUGAUGAGUUCAACCGCCUUGAUGAGGCUACUCUAUCAGCGGUUUCGAUGCAAAUACAGCCUAUCCAAACCGCGCUCAGAACGCACCAAGAAAAAUUAGUCUUGCUGGACCAGGAAAUAACAGUUGAUAAACAUUGUGGGAUUUUCGUCACGCUUAAUCCCGCAGGUGGGAGUUACGGAGGCCGGAACAAACUUCCGGACAAUCUGAAACAACUGUUCCGACCCGUUGUGAUGACACAUCCGGAUCAUGAACAAAUUGCAAGGACUUUACUCCACUGCGACGGAUAUCAAAAUGCUGAUAUUAUCGGCCAGAAGUUGAUUGCGAUUUUUGAUGCGUCAAGCAAAUUGUUGAGUAAACAACAACACUACGAUUGGGGGCUAAGAGCAAUCAGGACAAUUCUGACAAGCUGCGGAAGGGCUUUGAAACAAUACAGAAAGAAAACUGAAGAAGCGGAAGGAAAUCAAUUACUUACGGAACUCACUCUUGUUGUUAAAGUUUUGCGAAUGGAUACGUUGUCCAAACUGACUUUUGCAGAUAGUGUUAAGUUUGAUGCUUUAAUUAAGGAUAUUUUUAAAGAUGUUCUGAUCGAAAAUAUGGGGAAUGAAGUUUUGGUCAAAGCUUUAGAGGAGAGUUGUCGGGAGUUGAAACUAGCAGUCAAUCAACGACAAAUCGAAAAGUGUUUGGAAUUGUACGAACAACUGAAACAACGGAUGGGAGUUGCUAUAGUUGGACCUCCGAGUUCGGGAAAAAGCACAAUUCGGAGACUCUUGUUCAAUGCUUUAAAUAAGAUGGACAAGGUUUUGAAACAGCAUGUCUUUAAUCCCAAAAGUAUGCACAAAACCAAAUUACUCGGCCAAAUUGAUUUGGAUACGAGACAAUGGUAUGAUGGUGUUUUAACCUUGUACAGCCUUCAAGUAACAGCGGAAUCUUCUGACGUGUGGUCUUGGAUUGUCUGUGAUGGGAACAUCGAUCCAGAAUGGGUGGAAUCCCUCAAUUCGGUCCUCGACGACAAUCGCCUCUUAUCACUACCAUCAGGCUGGCGCGUCCAAUUUGGACCAAACGUUAAUUUCAUUUUUGAAACACAUGACUUGAGUCAUGCUUCACCUGCGACUAUUUCUCGAAUGGGAAUCGUCUUAUUAAGCGAACAAGAUUUAGAUUUAAACUGUUACAUUGACAAUUACGUAAAGGCACAACCGGAAGAGUUUGAACGCCUCUUAGGCUCAUACAUUAAUGACUAUUUUCUUAAAAGUGUUAAUUGGAUUUGUAAUGAAGCUGAAAUCACAAUUCCAACUUCUAAAAUUGCAGUUGCUAGAACUGGCUUAAGUCAGUUGUUUGGUGUUAAAGGCAAGACGGAAUUUUCAGUUGCUUUAGUCAACGGAUUGGGACAACAACUUCAGGAUGACUUCAGAGAGCUUUUUGCACAACAGGUUUACGAAUGGUUGGGAGAAGUCCCACCACCGAUUAUUUUAAAAUCUCGCUACAAUCAAGAACGGGAUAUUAUUGACACUUACUAUACAAAUCCAAAUGUAACUUUGGAUGUUGUGAGUAGACAAAUUCCGUUAAUACCAACCGGGGAUGUGACCAAAAGUUUGGAUUAUUUGCGAACUUGGCUUAUUCCAGGAAAUGAACAACACUUUUUAUUAAUAGGACCUCACGGCUCUGCCAAAUCGUUGAUUUUGGAAAAUUUGGUUAAGGAAAGAUCAGACAUGGAAAUGGCAACAAUUCACUGCAGUGCCAAUUUAGUGCCGAGCUACGUUAUCAACAAAAUUGCCCAACUUUGCAUUGUGGUCAAUACAAAUAAAGGCAAAGUUUACAAACCAAAAAAAGGCAAUUUGGUCCUUUAUUUCAAAAAUCUACAUUUAUUGAAACCAGAUAAAUGGGGGACAAACAUCGUCAUUGAAUUUCUAAAUCAGAUGAUUACUUACAGAGCUUUCUUUGAUUCCAAUUUAGAGCUAGUAGGAUAUGAAGGGAUCACAAUUGUGGGCUCUUUAUCCAUUACGACCACUCUAUCGACCAGAUUUACGUCCAUUGUACAUAAUUACAAUGUCAGUCUACCAGACCCAGAAGAUUUGGCAAUUAUUUUAGUGGCAUAUUUAACAGUUGUGGUUAAGGAAAGUUUAGGAUCUUGGCCUAAAGCUAAGAUCGUUAAGUUAGCAGCCACAAUGGUCAUAAUUUACGACAAAAUUCGUUCAAUUUUUUUAAUUACAAAUUACAAACAUUACGAUUUUAGCCCUCACGAUCUCACUAAUUGGUGUUCCUCGAUUUUACGCUAUAAAGAUACUCUUUCUGAAUCAGAAAAUUCCCUUUUAGAAAUCCUAUAUUACGAAGCUCUUAAACAAUUUGGGGAUAAAUUAGUACGUGACGAAGACUGUUUUAAACUCGAACAUAUUCUUAAUGAAGUUUUCAAAACUCAGUGGAGUUCAUCAAAUUUGAGAAACGUUCAGAAUUAUUUCUACGUUCCAGCUCCUCAAUAUUCAUCUAAUUCUGAAAAUUUCUACCUUCAGAAAUUAAAUCAGGAAGAGUGGAGUGCAACCGUAAAAAAAGGCAUAAUCCAAUACGGUCGCGAAGGACAAGAUCUUGACGUCCUAGUAAACAACGAAUUGCUUCAUUUGAGUGCUAGUAUUUCGAAAAUUUUAAGUGCCCCAGAAGGACAUACUGUUUUAGUUGGAAGAGCUGGAAUUGGACGAAAAUCAGCAGUAAAAAUAAUUUCCUCUCUACAGUCCGCUCAUUUGAUAAUUCCGAUAAGUGGGACACAACCACAAUUUAAUAAUGAUUUAAAAUCUGCAAUACAAUCAGCUGGAUUUGAAGGGGAACAGGUUUACUUGUUGCUUGAAGAUCACAUUUUUAAUCAGAAACAUAUUUUGAGUUUAGUUAAUAUUUUAAUAUCGGCUGGGGAGGUGGUUAAUUUAUAUAAUGCUGCUGAAAUUGAGUCAAUGAUUUCUGGAUUAAAAGAUGAGGCAAGUCGAGAAAAUUUUGAAGGGAAUUUGAUGGAAUUUUUUACUGAACGUGUGAAAAAACGAUUACACGUGAUUGCGUGCAUCGAUGUUGAUAAUGACAAUAUCUAUGAUAUUUUUGAAAACUGUCCUGCAUUUCUUUAUAAGAGUAUGAUAAUUUGGAAAACGGAAUGGUGUAUUGAGACUAUCCGUUUAAUUCCAAAUCUACUGAUAAACAAAGCUAAUAACAGUGAUGCUAAAAAUGAGGUACAACCUUUUAACAACUUCCUUAAAAUUUUUGAAUUAAUUAAAGAAAAAAUGGGGGCUCCUGCGCGAUUCAUUGCAAUGAUCAAACUCUACAUUGAGAUUUUUAUCGAUAAAAAAUCAGCUAUAGUUUCAAAACAAUUCAAAUUACAAGCUGGGGUGGACAAAUUAAACGAAGCUGGGAAUUUGGUGGCUACACUCAAGCAAAAAGCUGCUGAACAACAAAAUAAGCUGGCGGAAAAACAAGCCAAAGCUAACACUGCGCUCGACAUGAUAAGCAAUACCAUGAAAAACGCCAAUACUCACAAAGAAGAAAUGGAAGUCCUAAAACACAAGACCGAAGAAGAAAACAAACAAUUAAUGGUACGAAAAAAAGAAAUCGAAUUGGAGCUUGCAGAUGUCGAACCUCUAAUACAAGAAGCAAGAUCUGCUGUUGGAAAUAUAAAAUCAGAAGCGUUAUCGGAAAUUCGCUCUUUGCGGGCACCUCCUGAUGUGAUUCGAGAUAUUUUGGAAGGUGUUUUAAGAUUGAUGGGGAUUCAAGAUACGUCUUGGAACAGCAUGAAAACGUUCCUUGCGAAAAGAGGUGUGAAAGAAGAAAUAAGAUCGUUUGAUGCGACUAGGAUUACGAAAGAGAAUAGACAAGCCGUCGAGAGAUUAAUGGCGAAUAAAAGCGAUUCGUUUGAUCCCAAAUCGGCUAAAAGAGCGUCAGUUGCGGCUGCACCACUAGCAUCUUGGGUGGGCGCAAAUGUAAAAUACUCACAUGUGGUAGAAAAAAUCAAGCCUUUGGAGAGGGAACAAAAUAAAUUACAAGAAAAUUUGGUGAGUGCUGAAACCCAAUUGGGAGAACUAAGCGCCGGCUUGUCUGACGUUGAUGCUACAGUCGCAAAACUGAAAGUUCAACUUUCUGCAUACACGAAGGAAGCAGCAGAAAUUGAAAUUGAUUUGAAUAAAGCUCGCGAAACUCUAAUGGCGGCGGAAGGAUUAGUUUUUAAACUGAACGAUGAGUACCAGAGGUGGCAACAACAGUUAAAAGAUUUGUCACAAGAGAUUGAUAAAUUGCCUGAAAAUUGCUCACUAGCUGCUGCUUUUAUCACGUAUUUGUCGGACGAGCCUGAGGAAGGACGAAGAAUUAUUUUAGAGCGUUGGAUUAAAGAACUAGCAGUUGAUUCGUUUAGUUUUGAGGAAUUUUUGUCAACAGAACGCGAACAUUUGCAGUGGCAAAGCGAGGGCCUCGCCUGUGACCAGUUAUCUCUACAAAACGCGAUAAUCAUUUUAAAAGCAAGAGUAACCCCAUUAUUGAUUGACCCCACUUCUAAUGCAAUCAACUGGUUCAGAAAUCAUUUUAAACAUCGACAAAUCGAAACAGUGACGCAAAAUAAUCCCAAAUUUAACAAUAAUUUAGAAUUAGCGGUGAGAUUUGGCAAAGUUUUAGUAAUCGAGGAAAUUGACAACGUUUCCUCGAUUUUAUUCCCUCUUUUAAGAAAAGAAUUUGUUUAUCAAGGUGAAAGAAAACUUAUUUACCUUAACGGGAAGUUAAUUGAUUAUCACAAUGAUUUUACUAUGAUUUUGAGUAGUCGAAAUGAACAAUUAAAAGUGGGUGCUGAUAUUAAUGCUAUCGUUUCUACUAUGAAUUUUACUGUAACCCAUGCCGGGUUGACCGAACAAUUACUUUCUUGUACAAUCAGGCAAGAAAAUCCGGAAAUGGAGAAUAAACGGAAACAAUUGUUACGCCAAAGAGAAGAAUUGCAGGAGAAACAAUACCAGCUGCAAAAUCAACUACUUGAAGACCUCACCAACUCUUCGGGAGAUAUUUUACAGAAUUCUAAUUUGUUAUCUUCCUUGAAUGAGACUAAAGCGAGCUCCAGCGCAAUUUCAAACGCUUUGGAAGAGUCGCUCCAAAUCCAGAAGAAACUCCAAAUUGGAUACGAAGUUUACAAAGAAAUUUCAAUGUUUGGGAGUUACUUAUACUUCGCUUGCAACGAAUUCUCCAAAUUUAACAUUCUUUACGUUUUAUCAGUGUCAGGUUUUAUUCUAUUAUUCUUGACAUCGCUUCAAACAUUUCAGGGAAUGGAAAGUACAACUGAGAGUCAAAAAAGACACCUCUUUUUCACCGUUUACACUUACGUAAGCCGUAGCAUUAUGAAAACAGAUCGACUCACAUUCGGUUUACAUUUAAUGCAAAAAUUAUAUUCGGUUCCAUCGGAUCAAUGGAGACACUUUCUUGGCAAUUCUAUCACCGGUCGGAACGAUCCAGAGGAUAUUCCUGCCUGGAUACCGAAGCAUUGUUUCCAAAAUGUGCAAAAUCUUCAAGCUUCACUACCUGAAUUAUACAAAAACCUCCAAUUAGAAGAACAGAGUUUGUGGAAGAAAUUCAUGAUGUCGGAUUCCUGUGAAAAGGAGUUACCCUCCCAUUGCAAACUCAGCGAAUUUGAAAAACUACUAAUUGUGCAAACUUUACGUCCUGAUCGUGCAUAUUCUGCCAUGUCUCAGUGCGUCUUGCACACAACUGGACUACGAAGUAUCGAUCCUCCGGUUUUUGACUUGACUCAAAUUUAUAAAGAAUCAACGUCAUCUGAAUCUAUUUUGAUUCUAACAGUUGCUGGGACUGACCCUUCUUCAGAAAUACGCGAUUUAGCUCCGAAUGAACUAGUGGAAGUAGCGAUGGGAGAGGGUCAAGAAACUAAAGCUCUGGCGUCUUUAGAAAAAACAGCACAGGCCGGCCAAUGGCUCAUUUUGAAAAAUCUACAUUUGGUAACCAGUUGGUUACCAAUUUUGAGUCAAAAUUUGCAAAAUUUGAAGCCGCACGAAAAUUUUCGGCUGUGGCUAAUCACAGAACCGAACCCCUCCUUUAAUUUUGUCUUGGCUCAAAAUAGUCUCAAAGUCGUCUAUGAGGCACCCCAAGGUUUGAGAAAUAAUCUCCUCAGAACAUUCAACUCGUGGGGGAAUCGAUAUAUCGAUAAACUGCAGCCGACGCCAGGCCGGAUUUUCUUCGUUUUGGCUUGCAUUCAUGCAAUUUUGCAAGAACGGAGGACUUACAUUCCACAAGGAUGGUCCAGGUGGUACGAAUUCAGUGACACCGAUUUGGUUACUUGCGUGAAACUCGUUGAGGAUCUAUGGCAAAGUCAAUCGCCUCAAGUGCAAUGGAAAUUCAUUUACGGCUUGUGUUGUGACGCUGUUUACGGUGGCAGGAUUGAAAAUAUCGACGAUUUGGGGAUUUUGAAGACUUACUUGAGGCAGUAUCUAGUCGAUGAGGUUUUGAGUCAUCGCUGGAGUCCCCUAGGGACUAAAAUAAUUCUCCCCAGUUCUUCGAAAUUUCAGGAAUAUGUUAGCGCUCUCAAACAGUUGCCUGAAAGAGACUCACCGUCGUUUUUCGGACUGCCAGAAAACAUAGGCCGGGCUUGGGAAAAACAAAUUGCGAAUGAUGUUGUCGCAAAAUUGAAAACUAUUUUGUUGUGUAAAGAAGUGUCUUUGAAAUUUGAUCGCGAGUUUUGGCAUAAAAGUCUGGCACCUUUUAUGCUUUUGUGGAAAAAACUGAAUCAAGGACAUGAUUUUGUCCGAAUGAAUUUACCAAAUGAAGUGACAGGAAAGACUUCGAUUGAGGCUUUUAUUAAUGAGGAGUUUUAUCACGCAAUUAAUUUGAUUCAAAAAAUUCACAAGAAUUUCACCAGCCUGAAUAAGAUAUGUAAAGGAAAUGCGAUACCAGACGAUUGUGAUUUAAUUAUUGGAAAUUCGUUGAUUAAUUAUCAAGUUCCUAAAUGUUGGGAGUCAAUCUGGGAAGGCCCAAAAGACCCCAAUCGGUAUUUACGAAGUGUUAUCAUAAAAACAGCAAAUAUUCUGAAACUGAAGGAUUUAAAAUCGGAACAAAUUUUGCAAAAUCCUCUCAAUUUGUCCUUCUACUUGCACCCAAGUGCGUUUUUGGCUUCAUACAAACAAGAAUAUUCUAGGGCAAGUAAAACACCAAUGGAUCAACUCGACUUGGAGUCAAACUGGAAAGCUCCAGCUAACAAAAAUCACAUAAUUUUAACCGAACUACUCGUCGAGGGCGGUUUAUUUGAAGGAACUGUCUUGAAGCCCUGUUUACCUCACUCUGAGAGUAUUAAUUCUGCACCCAAUUGUUACAUCAGUUGGAAGGAAAAGAAAAAUGUAAUGGAUAAUGAUAAAUACGUUAAUAUUCCGUUAUAUUACACAUCCAGGAGAGAAAAACAACUAACUACGUUGCAAGUUUUAUGCGAUGGCAGAGACAAGGAUAAAUGGAUUCAGGCGGGUCUAGCGUUUUACUUAGAGUAUUAAAUUUUCUUCAUUUAUUUAGAAAAAUAAAUAGGCUGCUUACCUCAUUAUAAUACAUAAUCAACGGUGGAAACUAAUUUUUGGUUAUUAUGACAGUCCCAUAACCAGUCGGGUCUCAAACAUAUAGCUCUGGAAUUAUAGGAUUUUAAAUUUUUAGCGUUAUUUUCAGAUGUUAUAAAAUAAUCAACGUCCUCUGAUGGGUUUUCAGCAACAAUUCUGUAAUCAUAAAUAAUUGUAAUUAAAAGCCAAAAGAGCAUUUACCUUCGUACCCAUUGUACGCUAUUAUAUAUCUUUCUAAAGUCUUUACAACAUCUUUAUCAAGACAUUCAUCAAUGAAAAAUGUCUUAAAGUCUAAAAACCCAGGUAAUUUCUUUAUCAUCUCAUCGUCCUGCUUUGACUCGAUUUUUUCUUCAUCUGUAUCUUGCGAAAAUAAAUUAUUCUCCUUCUC
This is a messenger RNA of Tribolium madens (black flour beetle), 13149 nucleotides long. It is a transcript of the gene btv, whose product is annotated as cytoplasmic dynein 2 heavy chain 1. NCBI's taxonomy places the organism in Eukaryota, Metazoa, Arthropoda, Insecta, Coleoptera, Tenebrionidae. The transcript has 36 exons. Gene Ontology annotation, biological process: microtubule-based movement. Gene Ontology annotation, molecular function: ATP binding; ATP hydrolysis activity; minus-end-directed microtubule motor activity. Bases 78 to 12704 code for a protein of 4208 amino acids. Gene Ontology annotation, cellular component: dynein complex. The record is from RefSeq and is a predicted model, not a curated record.